Messenger RNA from Lindgomyces ingoldianus, 873 nucleotides. Its product is annotated as aquaporin-like protein. The annotation marks the transcript as partial. Gene Ontology annotation, biological process: water transport; glycerol transmembrane transport. Gene Ontology annotation, cellular component: plasma membrane. Gene Ontology annotation, molecular function: glycerol channel activity; water channel activity. The transcript has 4 exons. Lineage: Eukaryota; Fungi; Ascomycota; Dothideomycetes; Pleosporales; Lindgomycetaceae. The record is from RefSeq and is a predicted model, not a curated record.
UCAUCAGGAGUGUUGACAUAUCGUAUAGUGUAUCCCGGUAUCGCUUCGACGGCAUCCUUCUUUUUGAACGAAACGGAACCGGCUUUCGGAUCGCUCCUCCAGAUAGGUUUGGCAUAUGCAUUCGGCAUUGCUUUCGCCAUCAUUACCUGCGCACCUACUUCGGGUGGGCAUUUCAAUCCCGCCAUCACGCUUUGCUUUGCCUUCUGGCAAGGCUUUCCAUGGAAGAAGGUCCUGUAUUAUCUCUUUGCGCAAAUUUUCGGGGCCUUCAUGGCUGGAUUGGUCCUGAUGGGCCAAUACCACGAACAAAUUUCGGCUUUUACUACGAGAUCUAUCGCCGCAGGAAAGGGAACUGUCUACAACGGUGGUCCAGCGAGUAUUCUCUGUACCUUUCCUGGGGAAACUCAGAAUAACCUUGGAUAUCUCUUCCUUAUCGAAUGGUUCGUUGAUAGCUUCAUCGGCAUCGUAAUUUGGGCCUCACUUGACCCAGCCAAUCCAUUCGUAUCCCCACAUUCAGCGCCCUUUGUUAUUGGUCUUGCAUAUGCGAAUAUGAUAUGGGGCUUCGCAAAUAUAUACAUUUCAACCAAUCUUGCUCGUGAUCUCGGCACUCGAAUCGUAGCUGCUAUCUGGUUUGGCGGUGAAGCCUUCUCUUACAAGAACUAUAGCUGGAUCGCUAUGCUUGUGAAUAUCCCAGCGACCUUCUUUGCGACGGCGUACUAUGAAUUUCUUAUGAGAGAUAGCUUGAAGAAAAUUGGAAAGGGGAAUGCGGUUAAUGCGGGUGGUGAGGUGGGCUUGGCGAAGCACCUGAGUAAGACAGGCUGGCCGAUCGAGGACGGAGCAACAGAGGUUUUGAGGAAGCAAGAGACGAAUGUUUAG